ACAUCUUUUCAUUACCCUUAUUAUCUUCUUCCUGUGGUCUGUAUUCUCAACAAAAGCAGUCAGCAGAAUCUAUAUUGGUUCAUAAGAAGACAAAACUGUUAAGCAGUGAGCAGCUUCAUCAAGUACUUUACCUGCAGUUCUGACCCGUUAUCAUGAGGUUUCCGGUGAUAUUUUUUAUAUUGCUACCAGCAUGCAUUUAUGGAGACAUCAUGAACAUAGACACAACUGGAGCAUCAGAGAAAACAGCCAAACAGGACAAAUUAACUGUAAAGGGUGUUGCAGCUUCUAAAAAACUGGCUGAGACUGAUUUGACCCGAAUGGGGAAAUACAAGAGUAAAAUCAUUAAAGUUGGCAAAGCAAAGCAAAUGGACCCAGCUGUGAUCGCUGCCAUCAUAUCCAGAGAGUCUAGAGCUGGAGCUGCACUGAAGAAUGGGUGGGGUGAUCGUGGAAAUGGUUUCGGCCUCAUGCAGGUUGACAAACGCUAUCACAAUCCUCUUGGUGCUUGGGACAGUGAAGAGCAUAUUAAACAAGGAACUGAUAUACUCGUCAACUCUAUUAAAGAUAUUAAAGCAAAAUUUCCCAAAUGGACAGAGGAUCAAUGUUUAAAAGGAGGAAUAUCGGCUUACAAUGCAGGUGUGAGGAAUGUGCGCUCAUAUGAUCGCAUGGACAUCGGCACCACAGGAAACGACUACGCUAAUGAUGUUGUUGCCAGAGCCCAGUGGUAUAAAAGCAAAGGUUACUGAACAACAGCUGUUACUGGCCUGAAUCCUCUGUUUGAAUAAAUAACAACUUUAUUAUGCAUUUCUAUAAUUAUUAUUUUAAAAAUACUUUGAUUUUAACACUUUUGAAUGCUAGCAGUCUUAAGUAAACAUUUUUAGUGGAUUUCAGUCAGCACAUUUAAGCAAUUUUUUGCCAGUGUGUGUGAUUACAGCCUUGUGAGUUUUUAUUUGCUUUCUCUUUUUAUGCAUCUCUCUUUUUAUUUCUUUUUUUAACGUUGCCCUCCAGCCUGUGAAAAGAGCUGGAGUCUUUAUAGGUACAUAAGUUUGCCUCCUAAUAAAUCUGCAUACAUGA
Misgurnus anguillicaudatus (oriental weatherfish) is the source of this 1071-nucleotide messenger RNA. NCBI's taxonomy places the organism in Eukaryota, Metazoa, Chordata, Actinopteri, Cypriniformes, Cobitidae. The record is from RefSeq and is a predicted model, not a curated record.